GCCCCUGCUCUAUAGAAUCGUUCAACUAUUUUAUGUAACGACUGUUGUUUACGCAACCAAUAAUGGUUUUUACGCUUGGUUUCCUUUGGUAAUGGAGACGUUUAAUACGGGUUAUGAUAAAAAUGUCGCAGCUGAUAACUUAUGUGGUUUGAUAAGCAAGUAUAAAGAACUGAAUAAUAAUGACAUGUGCAUAACGUCGGUAAAUGAAUUUUCAGUUUGGGUAAGCCUUAUCCAAGGUGUAAUGUAUGGCGUACUUAUUUUUAUAGUCGCGUGGCUAAACGGGAGAAAGAAAACAGUUUUAAUAAUACUGCUUUUUAUUUCUUCCACUUCUGGAUUCUUCAUCCCACUUGUUCCUGGAAGGAUACUAAGCAUAUGUUUAUUUUGCGGGUUCAUGAUUAACUCCGUUUGUCUUGCAAUUAUUUUCUCCUAUUACGUCGAUAUGUUUCCGACGUCCUAUCGCGGUAUGGCAGCGUGCUUAGGAGUAAUGGUAGCCCGAAUAAGCGCGCUAGCUGGCACGAAUCUUGUCGGAGCUUAUCUAGUAACGCAUUGCGCUAACUCAUUAUAUUCUUGGAGUGCAUUUGUAUUAAGCGGUCUCAUCGUAUCCUGUUUCCUACCACCAGAUAAACCUAAGAAAUGACAUUUAAUAUUCUAAUGAUAGAUAUAAUACUUAUUAUAAACAAUUUAUGCUAUGUUUCAAUUAAAAGUCAUAUCUCGCCCACGUGAUCUCUUUCUUUCUUCUUUCUCUUUGAAAGUGCUUAUUUAGUUUUUUCGAUAUAAGGUACAUAAAUUGUUAUUAUGUUUUAAGUAACUGGGUAUGAGAC
Vanessa atalanta (red admiral) is the source of this 821-nucleotide messenger RNA. RefSeq lists its product as uncharacterized. The record is from RefSeq and is a predicted model, not a curated record. The transcript is spliced from 5 exons. Bases 92 to 637 code for a protein of 181 amino acids. Lineage: Eukaryota; Metazoa; Arthropoda; Insecta; Lepidoptera; Nymphalidae.